Messenger RNA from Psammomys obesus (fat sand rat), 3243 nucleotides. RefSeq names its product family with sequence similarity 221 member B (gene Fam221b). Lineage: Eukaryota; Metazoa; Chordata; Mammalia; Rodentia; Muridae. The record is from RefSeq and is a predicted model, not a curated record. The coding region runs from base 509 to 1753 and encodes 414 amino acids. The transcript is spliced from 7 exons.
CCCUCUCAGCUUCUCACAAACGGUACAGGAACCUUCCAGAAACGCACAAAACCGGCUCCUCUCGGAUCAUGGUCCUCCCGUUCCUAUGUUUGCACAGAGACUCGCUCAACUCUGGUCCCCCCUCAGGAAAACUCACCCUCGCAGAUGUUGACUAGAAGACUACUGCUGCCCUGGAGACUACUGGGCAUUCCGGUUGCCCUGGUAGCCAAUGCUCGCCGCCCCCCUCCGGGCCUGGGUUGUAGAAGCUUCAGGCAAGCAAAUCCUUCAUCUGCCCUAGACCUCUUUUGUCCCUUUCCCUUUCUGCCCUUCUUCAACUCGGGCCAGAGCCCCUUUGCAGAGGUCCGUAGAUGCCCAUGUCUCCCCAAACAAACUUAAAAACAGGCCUCUUAGCACCUACAGGUGCUCAUCAACAGCAAAACCAUUCCCUCAGUCAGGACCAAUACUCCUCUCUCUAACCCAGUUAAAGAUCUGACCGAAGGACUUGCAACCACCAAGCCUAAGCUCAGAGAUGGAAGCAAAUGAGAUCACAGAAGGUCCUCAGACCACCACGACUGAAAACGAACACCCUUCUUUGAAGGACUCCUCCGCUGAAAACUUGCAGGAGGCCACUGUCCCUGAAACUCACAGCUUACGGACAUCUGUCCAGCCUCCUGCCUCUAAAGUCCUUUUUGAAACAUCUAUUUUCCAGAACACUGAGAUGGAGAGCUGUGAGGAGCCCUGGGAGGCUCCUGUUCAGCACUCCCUUACAGAAGAGCUUACUUCCUUGCCAUCCCAGGUUUUAAAGAUCCCAGACUCCAGAACCCUUUUAAAGUCUUCUUCCCAGUCUGUGAUCUCUCUGGUAAAAGCCAUCAGUAAAAACCCUUUGGGAUCAGAUGAGACUCUUUCCUCUGAAGUAAAAGCAAAAUCUCAUCCCUCACCAUCAACCAGUAUCCUGGAAUAUUUCCGUAAGCUUUCUUCUGAUAAAGUCUCACAGACCCAGGUCCCCGAAUCUGAGUACUUUCCAAAGCAGUCCGUUUCAGGACCUUCAACUCAGACGGAGGAGGACACAUCUACCAGGCAAGAGGAAGCAAGUAAAGAUGAGCCGGAAGCGGGUACUAGUAACAUCACUGUCCCCCCAGCCAAGAAGAAGGAGAAAAAAAUUGGUUUUACAGGCCAGCAGGUGGUCCCUGCUAAGGAGGUAGAGGUGAUACAAGUGGCAAAAGCAAUGCACAGAGAGCAGAUUGGUACUCAGGCAAACCAUCUUUUCGAGUGGGAGAAGGACUCAUCCCUGAAGUCCAUCCAGACAGGUCUCUACAUUGGCUGGCGCUGCCCCCAUUACUUAUGGGACUGUUUUCGUAUUGGAGAUGAGUCCAAGUGCUUUUGUGGACAUUUGUUGAAAGAACACCAGAUCAUCUCAGACCUGUCGGUGCCCUGCAACGUGAGCCAGUGCAGGUGCCUCAUGUUUUGUUUCAUCCCAUCACGCCCAGAGGAAGUGGGUGAGUUCUGGCUUAAGAGAAGGGCCACCUUUGACCCCAAGGCCUGGAGAGCCCAAUGUCGCUGUAAGCAUACUCACGAAGAACAUGCAGCCACCGGAGCGCAUCCCUGCAGGCACCGUGGCUGUUCUUGCAACUGUUUUGAGUCCAAUUUCCUCUGUGCGGCCUGUGACCGGCGUUGGGAGGAACACGAGACUUUCUUUGAGACUGAGGAGACCAGGCGAAGAGGAAGGAGACCUUGCGGGACAGCCAAUGUCAACAACUGGUACAAGUCUUUCUGAGUCUGGCCAAGAUCAACAAUAAAGUGGAAGCCAGUAGAAUCUGACCUGGCUCUAUGUGGGGCAGGUAGCGUCAAGACUCAGUUUACAGUCAGCUCAAACUACAGGCAAGAGAUAGCACCCAGCAAAUGAAGGCCGGCUCCAGUCAUCUUCCUCUAUCAUGGUACAGUGGGAGACUCCCGGCCCUGACACUGGGAGACUAGCUUCAAGAAAGCCAAAGGGAGAGUUUGAAGAAUAGAGUAGUGGUGGUUUCUGAUGUAGCUGGGGUUCCACUGGCAAAGACGUUGGAGGUCUCUGGAGACUUUGGGCAAUAUGGUUUCACACCGCCAUGGUGAAGGCAAACAGCAAAUAUCCAUUCAUUUGAAGGUAAGAAGUAGAGGAAAGAAAUCAACAAUACCAAAGUGGGCUGUAGAUCAAGGAAGCAGCUUCUUAGGAAGGGGAAGAGGCCCAUAUACAUAAAGAUCUUGAAGGAUGCAGAAGAGGGGAGACAUGCUUGGUGGAAAUGAGAUCUCUGGAACAGAGGAGAGGAUGAGGUCAAGGCAGAGGUGGAGCUUCCUCUGAUGACAAGAAACUUCAUUUCAAAGAAGGAAGUAUGAGCUUUGGGGAGUAGGAGCUCCUAGAAGUUCCCCUCUGGUGACAUCUUUAUUCCUGGGAUGUAAGAAAGGUGGUGUCAAACAGGAGAAGUGAGCCCUGGGCAAGGCUAACGGGAUCAGAGAAAAUCCUGACGAGUGCAAUUUAGGACUCAGUAUGGUUGGAAGUGAGGAUCUGGUUAGAGAAGAGAGGAAAAGUAUUUAGACUAAUGGCUGAUGAUGUCAGGAUAGUGAGGAAAAGAAGGCAAAAGAAAUGGGUCUGAAGAAAUGGAGUAAGUGUCACAUGAUGCCAGGAAACAACUGCUAGAUGGUGGCAGCCAUAAAAGGAGUAAGAAAUCUCCAGUGAUGUCCAGGGGCAGGUGGGUUGGCAUGGGCUGCAGCACAGGGACUGCAGAACAUGCAGAUUUCAUCGAGCAGCUGCAGGUGGUGGCAGGUGUUUGGAAUAAGGAAUCCAGGUCAGGGUCAGCUUUGAGUCUGGGUCAAAAUGGUGAUUUUAUGGCCACAGAACAGUCUAACCCUGGUGGCAGUUCUGAUGCGAGGUUCCCUCUUUGGGCCUCGGUUGCUGGAUCUAUAAAACAGAAAUAACCUGUCUUUCGUGCUCUCUCUGAAAACCCAAAGAAACACCCAGCUCCAAAACUUAGCGCUCACUAGAUUUCCGCCCUCCUCUCACCCCAACUCCACUUACCUCUUGCCCUUCUCUGGGGCAGCUUUCAAGUCUCACAUCUUAGGGCUCAGGGGCAAGGUGAUCCCACAUUUCCUCAUAUUUAGAAAGGUCAUCUGUCUUUGCAAAGGAAGGGAUGCAGCCUAGAUUGCUAAGACCCUGGGGGAAAAUCAUGAUCACAUAUCACCCCCUGAAGAAGAAAGGGCUUUACAAUAAAGUGGGUAUGCAAAAGAGAUUGUGCU